Molecule: messenger RNA, 1171 nt
Organism: Spinacia oleracea (spinach)
Lineage: Eukaryota; Viridiplantae; Streptophyta; Magnoliopsida; Caryophyllales; Amaranthaceae
Product: methylsterol monooxygenase 1-1
Exons: 5
Coding region: 133-1020 (295 amino acids)
Biological process (GO): lipid biosynthetic process
Molecular function (GO): iron ion binding; oxidoreductase activity
Source: RefSeq, a predicted model, not a curated record
CACGGCUACAACUUUAUUGUCCCUAUUGUAAACUCAAUAAUAACUCAUGCUAAGAUAUAAUUGUAUUUGUGGUUACCGUAUCCUUUAAACAUACAUUUCUUUUUUUUAAAAAAAAGGAGCUCCGGUACGGCAAUGUUGCCUUACAAGGCGGUGGACGAGGCGGAAGCGGCCUUAAACCGAACUCUGACGGUGGCAGAAACUCUUUGGUUAAACUACUCAACUAACAAAUCAGAUUACAAUUUGUAUUGUCACAACAUUAUCUUCCUCUAUAUUGUUUAUACUCUUAUCCCUUUACCACUCGUUGUUGUUGAGCUUCUUGGCGUAGGCAAUAUUGCACGCUACAAAAUCCAGCCAAAAGUCAAGUUAUCCUUUGCUCAAAUCAUGUCUUGCUACAACACCGUUAUCAAGAUGUUCUUCUUCGUUGUGGGCCCUUUUCAACUCAUUUCAUAUCCUGCUUUCAAGAUAAUUGGUAUACGGACAGGAUUAUCAAUACCGUCAGGAUGGGAGAUAUUGAUCCAAUUAGGUAUAUACUUGAUAAUUGAAGACUACACAAAUUACUGGCUUCAUAGAGCAUUGCACUCCAAAUGGGGAUAUGAGAAGAUUCAUAAGGUGCACCAUGAGUAUAGUGCCCCGAUUAGUUUUGCAGCCCCGUAUUCACAUUGGGCUGAAAUUGUAAUCCUUGGCAUUCCGUCAUUCCUCGGCCCGGCCAUGGUACCGGGCCACAUCGUUACAUUUUGGUUGUGGAUGGUUCUCAGACACGUUGAAGCUAUUGAAACUCACUGCGGGUAUGACUUUCCGUGGACACCAACAAAGUAUAUUCCCUUCUAUGGUGGAGCCGAAUACCAUGAUUACCAUCAUUAUGUUGGAGGACAAAGCCAAAGCAAUUUCGCUUCAAUCUUCACAUACUGCGACUACAUCUAUGGGACUGAUAAGGGCUAUCGUUACCAGAAGAAACUCCUUUCAAAGUCGAAAGUAGAAUCGAGCAACAACGAUCAACAACAUGGCCUUAAAUUCGACUAGCUAACAAGUACAUAUAUUAUUAUAUACCAUGCAAGUAUAUGUGUACAUAAAGCAAAAUGUUGGCCCAUAUAUAUAAUGUAUUGUUAUUUGACAUCCGUAUAUGUUAAAAUCGCCCGCAUUAUUUAUAUGAAAUGACACUUUACCCCUACCA